GAAAAGUAGACCCUAGUCUUCCUCGUCAAUCUUUCUGAAUGGCUGCCAUUGCAGAUGGGAAAAAAUGCGAGGGAAAUUCAAACAACCACAAGAUACGAGAACACUUGUAGCAGAAUUGGCAAAAGAAAGCAAGAGCACAGGUUCGAUAUUUUGGUAUGAGUCCAUGCUGUGCAUCGAUUCAUCAGGGAUAAGACAAAGAUGUAAAUGGACCACGCAUCGACCUGCUAUCUAUGUGCUAGCAAAAAGGAUUCCAUUUCCACGGUGAAGGAUUCGUUUCUAAAGCACAGGCGUUAGUUUGGAUUCCCAAUAAAAGCGAGACUUCCGACGUGUAAAUUUAUGCGUGGAGGUUGCAGGGUGAUUAGCAUAACCUUCCACCACCUGUCUCUAGUGCCAUUUACGGACUCAAAGAUCAAAGUUAAUCACGAGAAAAACACUCGCCAUUUAUCUGCAAAGAAAGAAAUAGUCGCCAAAGACCUUUAAGGUCUAUCCAUCAAUCGCCUGUUUACUAUCGUAAAGAAGAUGUGAAUCCCUAUGGACUAGCAUGGCAUCACAGUGAGGGGAAAAUCGACGACAGACGAUGGUUGAGCCGCCACUACACUCGAAGCGAAGAAUUAAAGAUUCCUGAAGAGCCGUCUCAUACGAUACCAUUCUAAUGAACACACCGACUCAGGGCAAUCGGCGUAGCGACGAUAGGGCCGAGGAUGCCGCCAUUGUGAUCGGCGACGGAGAUAAGCUCAUCAAUGUUGUGCUGCUAAAUGGAGAGCGUCUUAACGUCCGUGUCCUGUCGACUGCUACAGGGCAAGAUCUCUACAACACAAUCUCCGAUCAUCUCGGUCUCUCAGAAACCAUUUUCUUUGGUCUUAUGAUCAUAAAAGAUGGUGAACAUGAGUUUUUAGAUCUCAACGAAAAACUUUCUAAACUCGCCAAGUAUGCUCCGCACUUAUGGAAAGAUGACGUGUCCUGUAACUCUUCCUUAGUCUUUACAAUUUUCUUCCGUGUCAAGUACUACGUUGAAAACAUCUGUCUCCUGCAGCAACAGAGCACACGUCACUUGUAUUAUCUUCAGUUACGGAAAGAUGUUCUCGAGGGAGGAAUCUUCGUGCACGAGGAGACGGCGAUGCUACUCGCCUCGUACGCCUUGCAGGCGGAGGUGGGAGAUUACAACCAGUCCGUCCACGGAAAUGAUUACUUCGUCCCAGAACACUAUCUUCCACAACGGGCCAUCGCCAAACUGACAGCUUCGUACAUUCGCAACACACUUCCUCAGCUCCACAAGGCCCACACGGGGAUCAGUGACGCGCAAGCUGAGAUUGAGUAUCUCAAGGAGGCGCAAAAGUUACAAGAAUAUGGAAUCAUCUUCAACAAAGUAUCUAAGUUCAAGAAAGACAAACGCGGGAGCUACAGUCUGGGGAUCAGUGUUCGCGGGCUCAUAGUUUACGAGGAAAGAGGGAUUGUCAAGAGUCCCGUGUUUCGUCAUCCAUGGCAGAAUAUCAAGCGAAUGGCAUUUCACAGACGGCGGUUCUUCAUCGAAGCACAUGGGCCACCGGAAACGUCCAAAAUCGUCCUUUACACCAUAAGUUACAAAAAGUCUCGUUACCUUCUCAAGAUGUGCACGUCAUUCUACAAAUUCCAGAUGAUGAUGGGCAUAAAGCUUUCGAGUCUGAGGGAGUUCCCCAAGGAUGGAUCCGUCAAGAUGAAUGGAGUUGUCCGGACGGACAUGUCCGAUUCCCCCGGCCGGGGUUCUCCGGUAUCGGACGUUGGCAAGGCGCCUAGCGUGGACCACUCGGUCAUCCAGCCGUCUGGUGUUGGUCCCGCGAUUCACUUGAACGGGUCAGCGACGCCUGUCCAGGAAAACCAACCGGUUCAGGUCAGCAUUUAUCCUGUGCAAUUACAGAAGAUCAACGGCAGCUUGGGACUAAAUAUCAUUGGUGGCAUAGAACUUGGCGGAAUAUACGUCAAGACGAUGGCACAUGAUGGAUCGGCAGCCCUGAGUGGAAAAAUAAAUAUUGGUGAUAGGAUACUCGAAAUAAAUGGCCAGAGUUUAGAAGGCAUUUCAAGACAAGAUGCCGUCAAUCUCCUUCGUACGGCACCGCAAGUGUGUGUCCUACUAAUCGAAAGCUGCGUAGCCACCCCAGCAACGCCGAACGGGAAACCAGCCGUACCUGGGAACUACUCCACAACGGCCUUUCAUCAACCGAACAGGAGCCAGCCUCAAGCAAGCUUUCCUCCGGAGCACCAGUACCCAGACCCCAACAGCUCGCCUCAGCACCAGUACUACCCGCCAGUUUAUAAUGAGCAGACGCAAAUGGGGUCUGUGGACCAGUAUAGCGAAGACUCGUCCGUAGGUCAAUACUGGGGAGAGCAUCAGUACCAACCUCAGGAGGCGUUCCUUAGUAACACGCCUCUGUCAGACGAGGGCUGGAGGUCCGCGGAGGAGAGCCGCUAUCGCAACCUACCGUCGGGAAGUGGACGUGAGUCUGAUAUGAUUUUGGAGUCUGGGUAUCAGAGUCAGGUCCAGAUCCCCUCGGUAGUGCACGAUACCUCCGUGGCUCCUGAUAGAGCGGAGCAUGAUCAUAAAGGCAGGCGAGGAGACCUGUUAGAGAUGAAGCUGUACCGUUACGAGGAACAUAGGAAGAGCGAGUCGUACUCGGUAGAUUCUAGCUUCUUUAGCAGCAUGGUAGAGGAACAGGAAGCUUAUGAGGAUGGCAGGUACCAUGAGGAGUUCAUCCCGCAAGGCAGGCGAUCCCGAGGGUCGUUUAGGGGAGUUAGCCCUAGCACACGCUCUGAUCACGAGGAUGAUCUAAGGGAGUUAUACAAUAGAGAUGAACCGGGUCUAGUUACUAGAUUUUUUAAUUACCUAGGUUUUGAGGGGGAGCAACCACAAUCCCCUCCCCAACCGCAACCAUAUUACCCUGGCGAUGAUAAUCAAGUAACUAAUAACAACUUUGAGUACAUUUAUGACCAAGUCAAUCAAUUAACCGAGAAUAUCAAUACCUCGGAGAAGCGAUCUGUCGAGAUGAAAGUGUUUAAGCGCACGGAGAGCGAGGAUGAUCGAGGUUAUCCCAUUGGACCGCGUAUCACUCCAAGUGACGAAGCCGACGACCAGUUACGUUACGACUACAGUCGAACGCUCCAGACCGGGCCAAUGCCUUAUGACAGUCAUCACAAACAUCGUGCAAAUCGAAAUCAAAGCCCGGGUAGAGGUCUUAGCAUGGAUACCCAGGGCGACUCAUUUGAGGAGGAUGAUAUCGGGAUGUUUGGAGAACGAAUCGAACGUUCCAAAGGAAAAGGAUUUUCGUGGUUCGAUCGAGACUCGUACCGAAGCUCGAGUUCAUCUCCCGAGAAAGAGACUAAGAGUCGAUUAACUGGUUUUUUCUCCUCGGGAGAAUCUAGAAGACAAGAGAGUGUUGGGGAUAAUUUACCUAGUACCGACAACGCCGGAUCCGCGCAAAGUACAAGGGCUCCGAGGGCUGCUUCGGAGCCACCUGAGCGAUUACCAAAUGCUAGGUCACCCGGAGUAUUCGCCAAAACCAAGUCAUCGUGGUGGUCGUCUUCGGUUGAUGACAAAGCCACAAUGUUCGGGGGAUUUUUCUCAUCAUCCCAGUCUUCAGCGUCCAAGCAAUCUAGUCAGAUCCCACAGCAAAGCAGAAAGGAAGAAGCUGUCACUAUACAGCAUCCACCGUACGACAGAGAGCAAGAAACCAGACCAACAUUCGAUGAAACAUCAAGGAGGUCCGAUAAUGUCUCACGAGAACCAUUAAGCAACAUACAAUCGAAUGAUUCUGGUGAUAAAAUUUUGAGAGUUGAUGAGUUGCAUGCUCCAGCGCUAAGUAGCGGAGUAAGAAAUCGAUCCCCUUAUGCUAGCACUACGACUAUCGGAAGCACGGCUGUUGAACGCGAACUUGCUGCGUUGUCCCAGACAGACGUUAGCAUCAUUGGGAGAUCAAACAGUAGAGGAAUUCGAAGCAUGACGGCGUCACCCACGUUCGAGAAGGCUCUCACCUAUUCGCCAAGUUCUACUAUAGUAAACGUUGAACCAAAAAUUGAGCCCCAACGAGAUGAAAAAUCUCAUGAAGUUAAAAGGCAAGCAGCUAAAAAAACACAAGAAGAUCAGGGCAAAAUGUUUAGUGGUUUCUUCACACCAUCUCAAUCGUCAAAGAGAACUAGUCCUGGUAUGACAAAAGCAGCUUCUGAACCUGAGCCUAAGAGCUCGACGAAACAACAGACGAUGAGAAAAGAGAAUUCGUCAACACAACCAGAUACAGUGGAAAGAGAUACUGCCAAAAAGCAAGAAAAAGUACCAGCAAACGCAGCAAAUCAAUCUUCUGUCGAUGAAACAGGCACGAGCUCUUUCCCUAAGCUAUCUUCCUCGUUUUCAUGGUUUUCUUCGAAAGCGGCCGAACAGACAGCCCCCUUAGUGACAAACAAGGAGCAAGGGAUUUUUGGUGGUCUCUUCUCGUCGUCGCAAACACCUCAAGGGACAUCAGCACAGCCAAAACCUUCGCAGCAACCCAAUUCAACAUCGGAACCGAGGCCUCAGCAGCCGUCACAACCAAAAUCAUCAGCUCAGGCAAGUUACAAAGAACCACCUAAGCCAACAUUAGCUGGUGAGAAAAUGUCCCCUCAACCGCAACUAACCAUGACAGCACCAAAAUCAAAGCAGCAGAGCCAAUCAAUAGCAACAGAACAAUUAAAUUCUCAACGAACCUCACAACCAACUCUUUCCCAACCACGGUCGCAGCACCCACCCAAGGCAAUGGCUCCAGAGCAGACAUUGUUUUCUCAACCAUCCACGCCCUUAGACCACAAGGAAGAGGUCCCCAGGACUACUGAAUCAUCUAGAGGGUCUGGCAGAACGUCUUUUCCACGUAACCAACAGAAUGUGGCCUCACCAUUCGUACAAAGCGAGUCGGUAGAUGAAAAUGUAUCAAGAAAGAAAUCUGUCCCUAAGCCUACUGUCGCGGAAGAGCCUUCUAAACCAGAUGAGGGGAUGUUCUCUAAGAUGAUGUUCUCGUUUAAAGGCGUUUUCACGAGACCAGAAGCAGAGCCCGCACGACAAGAAAUCAAGAAAGAAGAUCCAAGGAAACCUGAGGCGAAACCGACCGAGAAAGCGGAGAGAACACAAACAAGGCGGACAAUAAACGGGAGAAAUGAUCGUGAGAGCUCAUUGCGAGGGCAAACAAAGAACCGACAGCCACAACAAACCAUUGCAGAACCACAAGAAACUAAGCUCAGUCAGUAUAUGAUAAGAAGGAACAAGCUUGCUGAAAAAUAUGGAAGGCGGUGGUUAAGAAAAACGCGAGACUCAAGAAACGGUAUAAAGAAAUCCAACGUUCCUUUCUUCCAAGACGUAGCAGAGGCAGCAUUUGAACAAAGGCUCCGCGCUUCAAACAGCUCCAUCAACGAUGAUGAGCGCUCUAUCGGAAGUGCUAACCCUUUAGUUACUUUUGAUGACGAAGUGCGUAGACUGCGAAUGAAAAUGAAAAAUAUUUCAGAUGAGAUCGGUGAUGUACCAUUCGAUCACGCAUCUAAUGUAAGGAUCAACGGGCAAUCUGUAGAGGAUGAUUCAGAGCGAUUUGUUCGAAGUUUGGAAAGGAAGAGAAAUAAAAUCGACAACACCUGGGAUGAUAUCAUGAAAGACAUUGAUCAGCAUCCGGAAAGACGGAAGGAAUCGAUAUCAAAUGUCAGAUAUGAUUCCAAAACAAGGGAGACACCAAGAAAUUUCACCUCUCGAGAAAACAUGAACUGUUUCGGAGAAAAUGUCUUUGAAAAUGGAGUUGAUCAUGUAGAGGCUGUAAGUCUAAUGGAAGAGCCUGACUCGCCAGAGGCUCUACAAGCAAUGGCGUCGCUUAAAGAAAGUGUGACUCAAGUCGUUAUGGACGUCUCGCAAAUUAAUACGGAAACUGGAAAUCUGCAAUCAGGAAAACCUGAAGAUAAGAGGCCCUCAAGAUCGCCUUACAAAGAUAAUGAGAGGCAGGUGCAACAGGAACCAGCUCAAGUGACUCAGAAUGAUAGUCCAAGGACAGCGCAAAGAAGGCUAAUCAACAAGAACAUUCGCGAGAGCAAAAGAGAGCCAUCGGAUCCGUUAUUUGGUAGGCUAUUCAGUGAGCCGGAUAGCGAGGAAGAGGACGAUGGUUUGUUAUCCAAGUUGGUGUUCGGGGUUAAGGAAGUUUUUGCUUUAGAUUCUGAGGACGAUGCUUCAACAAAAAGUCAAAACAGUCCACAGCAUGCCGCUCGGCAGGCAAGGAUAAAGGCCGAGGAAGAAGCGUUGUCAGAUAUGAUAUCACAGUUUAGAGACAAGUAUAGAAAAGGCAGUAGUGGAAGCGAGUCUUUCAAGCCGAGUCUUUCACCUGCAAGCACAAGUUUGUCUCAAGUGGAUGGAAGUCAACUGAGCAUCACCGACGCCGACAUCACUAGAAGCGAUGAGCCUCCACCAAUAAAACGAAACGAGACGUAUCCUAAAGCAUUCUCUACUGAAUACUCACAAAUGAAACCCUUUUCGAAUUCGCUGAAUCCCAUUCCAGGAAAACCCACAUCUCCGCAGCUUGUGAAAGAGCAAAAUUCGACAAGACAAGAGUCGAGUAAUAAGGCAACGGUGACCACUUCAACAAAAACUGAUUCAUUACUCAGCUCAUCGUUUGAGUUUGGUGCUUCUAAAAUCGAACCAAAACCUCCCCCGUCAGAAAGUGCCAAGCCAAAACUCAUCAAUCACAAUAUCAAACCUGAAAAAGAUCAUGUGGACCCGAUCUUUGGGAAGCUACUGAGUCAGCCCACUAGUGACGAUGAGGACGAUAGACUAUUGAACAAGCUGGUAUUUGGUAUUAAAGAGGUGUUUACCUUGGAAGAUGAUCCCGCCUUUCAAAAGGAGAAGACUCCGCCGCCCAUGAGUCCUUCUAUGAAAGCAAAGGCGGAAGAACAGGAGCAGGCGUUUGCUGAUAGUGUUUCCCAGUUCAAGGCGAGGUAUGCUAAACCGAAAGAACCUCCACUCACUCCAGAUUUAGAGACCACUGAUAAUAAAAAAGACACCCCCUCCGUCACAGGUGUCCCAGAACAAGUAAAGUUGCAGCCACAAGUAGAAAAUACAGAAGUGCGACGUCAUAGAGAACCUGCCCCCUCAGCGCAAUUCUCAAAAGAUGACAUGGAACAAAAAAAGAGUAAGGAUAUAAAUACUUUGGUCCAUCCCGAGAUGAAGCAGGAAAAGAUGUCUGUGAGCUCAGCUAGAGUAACAAAAUCCAUCACACAGACAAAUAAUUCUGUCAAGGAAACAGUUCCUAAAACAAUCGUAGAAAAUGAGAAACAACAAGAAGGGUUUUUCACAAAAUUCUUUAUACGUAGUGAAUAUCACACAGAAUCAGAGAAAAAUGUCCCAGGUCAAACUAAAGCCAAGGAUAUUAGCCCCAACGCUAAAGACGGUACCAAAACGACAGGCAAAGAACAUUACAAGACUGUACCUUCCCAGGUUUCUAAUGAAGUAAAGAGGUCAGACGAGAAACCUACACUAUCAGCACCACGUGCAUAUUCCUCUUUCAAGCCUGGUUCUAUGGAAGCAGUUCCUAAAAGGACUGAAGAAAGUGUAAAGCACGAAGAAGGCUUUUUCUCAAAAUUGUUCACUCGUGAUGACCACACAGUGCCAGAAAGGAAAGUGUUCGAAGGAAUGACAGCAGCAACUACAAAAUACAAGGUCGAUUCCUCAUCCGACAAUGUGAAAGGGAAGGAACUGAAAAAAGAAGAACAGAAUACAGAGAAAUAUAGUUGGAAGCAGGUGACUCCGCUAGCAGCUUCAGACACUAUGAAAGGCAAAGAACCAAAGAAAGAAAGGCAAGAAGCCGAGAAAGAUAUCGGGGAGCUGGUUGAGCAUCAACAAACCUCUUUACCAAAUGUUACGAAAAAUAGGCCCGAAGCAAGUCCACCUAAAACUGACCCCAAAAAGCCCGAGGAGGGACGGUUCUCGCGGUUCCUCUCAAGUAUUCUUGCAGAGCCUCCGAAAGAUCUGGUAGAUGAUAAAAAACCUAGUGAUGAGCAGAAACCAAAAGCAGAGCCAAGCAAACAAAGGCAGGGAAAUGUCACCGCGAAUGUAGCCAAGAUAACUAAAGCUCAAGAUCAACCAAAGGGUGAAACACGUUCUGCUCAGAAACCGAUAGAUUCUUCAGGCAUUACUCUAACUCAGAGAAAACAGACCGACGAGAAAAAAGUGAUUUCCCUAUCCAUAUCUGACGAGAUGAAAGGUAAGGAACCAAAGAGAGAGAAGCAAAAACCUGAGAAAGAUGGGGCAAAACAGGCGCCUUUACCAAAUAUUACGAAAAAUAGCCCCGAAGCAAUUCCACCUCAAAAUGAGCCCAAAAAGCCCGAGGAGGGGCGGUUCUCGCGGUUUCUCUCAAGUAUGCUUGCAGAACCUCCUAAAGAUGUGAUAGAUGAUAAGAAACCUAGUGAUGUACAGAAACCAGAAGCAUCGCCAAGCACACAAAGGCAGGGAAAUGUCGCCGGAAAUGAAGCCAAAGUUGAAGAUCAACCAAAGGGUAAAACACGUUCUGCUCAGAAGCCAAUUGAUGCUACCGCCGCUACUAAAAGUCAAAGAAAUCAAACAGAAGAGAAUAAAGCGACUUCAACACUACCCAAAGAACAAAAGGAACAGGUUAGGAAUUGGGAAACAGAAAUAACAAAACGCCAGCAAGUCACUGUUCCCGCUAAUGACAAAAAGAUGCCAAGUGACCAGCAUCUUGCCCAUAAACAGGAGAAAAAAGAGGAUGUUCAGAGUGAACCUCUAAGCAUAAAAGAUCCAAAUAAAGCAAAGGUGAGCAAUUCACCAUCCAUUCCACUUGAGGCUCUCGCAGAGCACGAGAUGGAGCCAAUGCAAGAGGAAGACGAUACACUGUCCAAGCUGAUCUUUAAGUUCCGGGCGUUUUCAGGACAACCACAACCACCAAAAAGCGAGCACCUAAAUGCUAAGAAACACUCGAAUGUUCAAAGUACGCAAGAGAAAGAGAAGGCGGGCAAGCAGCCAGCAAUUGCUGGUCAGCAAUCACGCGAAGUAUCGGCAUCAGGAAAAGAAGAUAUACCAGAAACGGGAACUGCUACUGGCGUGCCAAAAGAGAGAUCUGCUCCGACUAAAGAAACAGUAAAGCCAAAAGAGGAGGAAAAAGCAGAGGAAAAAGGUAUUUUUAGCAAGCUGGUGUUUAGGAUGGGUGGCGCAAGAGCCAAGGAAUUGGAGCUCGAACGGCAGAGGCAUGCACGUGCCAAAGAAAACUGGAAGAAAGCGGUUCGUGUUGCUACUAAGGCGAGACGGAAGCAAGAAGUCGAGAAGACGCGCGAGAUCAUCAAACAGCUUGAGAAAAAGAAGUCACAAGAGGAAGGCAGACUCUCAAAGCUAAUGUUCAGGAUUAUGGGAUCAGAUUCAAAGCAUACUAAAUCAACAAAAGACGAAAAAAGCAAAACGGUACCAGAAAAGCAGGUGCAAGCACAGACGAAACGAAUGGAGACUGAAGUAAAACCAACGAAGAGUGAACUUGAGAAUAACAAUGAAAAGCAUAUGAAUGAUCUACACGAUGAAAGUGCGUUUUCCAAGUUGGUUUUCAAAUUAAGAGCGGGAUCACACAGCGAAUCAAAGCCACCAACUACUGCAGAGUCAACCAUGACAAAGAAACACGACCAACGCCCUCAAACAAAUGUAGAAAAUGAACCGCCUGUAGAAGAGAAGGAAAAACCUGAGCUGAAGAGCGAAGUGAAAAACAUCCCUGCCUCUGACAAGCAGCCUAAAGAGGAGGGGGGGUUGUUUAGGUUUGUUUCGAAAUUUACGGAACAUUCAAAUGAAGCAAGUGAAGCUGUAAAGCCGUCUGAGCAGCAAAGAAAGGCACCAUCUGCACAUGAAAAACCUGAGCUUGUCGGACAACCAUCUGAACCUGGAAAGGGCAAGCAGAAAGCAGGGUUGGCUAGAGAGGAUGCAACCUUCAAGUCUUCAUCUCAGCCAAAACCUCAGCCUACAGCUCAGCAAACCAUUUUGAAAAAUACAAAGCCAAGGGAAACGUUGAAUCGUCAGGGCUCAAAUCCUGUAAGACCAGAUUCUCUUCCAGUCACUCCAACAUCGUCAUUCCCAAAGGAGGAGCCAAAGGGAGGACUGUUUUCCAAGUUUGUUUCAAGGCUAGUCGAGGAAGCCCCUCGUGGAGAAACAAAUGCAACACAAAAGGCAUCCACUAAUAUACAGAAGGACACGAAUCUGCCUCCAGCUAUGAAAGAAUCAAAGAUAGACACGCGACAAGCAGUGGAAGAGAGUGAGCUGUCUCUGGCAGAGCAGCACAGAAGAGCCAGAGCAGCUGCAAAAACCGAAGUGCGUGCGAAUAACAGAACGGAACAAGAGGAGAAUCCCGAGAAAGCGGUGGAGGUCGAAAAGUUGCCAGGGCCGCAAAUGAUAGGACAAAAUACUACAUAUGAAAGCGAAGGUGGUCUGUUCUCUAAACUUGGUUUGAGGCAUCCUACUGAGCCACCUGGAAAACAGAAAAUAAUUCGCCAGGUCUCAAAAAGUGAAUCUGAGGCAGGACCAAAAACGGGAACGGGAAACGAAUCACGAGCGGAUUCACAACAAAACCCAACAAAGAAGGUGACAGUGGCGUCAGUUACUGCACCAAAGCAACAGAAGAUGCCCGAGGAAGGGCGAUUUGCUAAGCUCAUGACAAAUAUGUUAGCCCAGCCUACCCAGAAUGCUGACAAUUCAAAGAAACCCCCCCAAGAAAAAACACAAGAGAGAUUAAACAGUAAAGCUGAUACGAAGAAAGGCUUGAAAGAGGAGAUCAAAACAACGCCGAUCGUUAGUUCCUCGGGCCAGGCUAAGAAAAAUGAGCGAAAGGUCCUCCCAAAGGAUAAGCCAACGAAUGACACACUAGCGGAGAAGAAAGUCUCAAAACCUGAAGAUACAGUGGAGAAAAAAUCCGAAGAAGGACGUUUCUCCAGGUUUAUCUCCAGUAUGCUAUCAGAGCCAGAUCCAGCUCAUCCAGGGAAAGACAAAGAGCAAGACAAGAAAGAUGACAGUACUCAGGUUUUGCCAGCUAGAAUGGUCGUACAAGAUGAGAAGAAAGAGGCUAAAAAGACCGCAGAAAAUACAUGGAAGAAAAAUGUAUCCAAUCCUAAGACAAUCCCUGAGGGAGAACAUAAACCAGAAGAACAGACAAAACCGGAAGAUGGGGCAUUCUCAAGGUUCCUCUCAGGUAUGCUUGUUGAACCUGCUAAAGGCAGUGGUUAUGAUAAAAAGUCUAGUGUACAACAGAUUAAUGCUAAGAAAUCGAUGCCUAGAGAUGACAGGGUAGAGAAGCCUGCACUAAAAACGAGUGUGCAAGAAAGCAAAGAGCCAAGUGGUGUGAGUAAGCCAGAAGUGUCAACGGUUCCACCACAUCCAAAGACCCAAAGUACCCGAUUGGCGAGUACACAACAAAGCAAGGAACGAGAAAACUCAGGCAAGGCAGCAAUAUCGACAACACAGGCCAUGCCUAAAGAUUCUCAGACUUCAAAUACAAGAGGCAAGAAUGAGCGAGAAGUCACGAGAGUGCCAGUAGCAACGAGGCCUGAGCAAGGCGUUAAGACACCGAAUGACCCUAAAGGCAACAAUGAGGUGAAGAAAGAGAAACAAUCCGAGGGCCGCUUUUCCAUGUUCUUAUCGAGUAUGCUUGCCGAAACGCCAAAAGAUGAAAAUUCUGGAAUCCAAACAUCGAAACCGAGGGAGGUAAAGACAACGUCUAAGACGUCAGUACUAGAAGAGCGAGAUCCCGUAGACAACUCUAAACGGGAGACACCGAAUAUUACUCGACAGGAUGCCAAACCUAAGAACCAACAAAGAGAAGAGAGCAAACCCGAGACGGGACGUUUCUCAAAGUUUUUAUCAAGUAUGCUUGCAGAGCCUGUAGCAGAGGAACCGAAAAAAGAAGAACAAUCGAAACUGUCAAUCCGUAGUCAGUCGCAAACUGAUGGAAAAGUAGAAGAAGCAAGUAAAGCUGAUGACCAUCAAGAGAAGGUUAAAAAGAUGGCCGAGCACAAGGAUGCAAAGGUUUAUCAUCCUGCUAAAGCAAAGCCGUCAAUACCAAGUGACGACAAGAAGGCGCAAACCGAUACCAUGCAAGAGGAAGGCCUGUUUUCGAAACUUGUGUUCAGAAUGACCGAUUCUCAAUCCAAUGAGAAACCCAAGACACGAGAACACAAUAUUGUGAGUAGGUCAAGAGAAGAAGAUCAUAGAAACUUGAGCAUUGAGAAAUCAGCAACCUUAUCAAAAACGCCUAGUCUUUCAGAAAAGGCUACUGACAUGAAAGUAAAAGAAAAACCACAGUCCAAACAAGCAUCAGAAGGAAAGUUAUCUAAGUUCGUUUUCGGCCUGAUAUCUGAUAGUCAACAAGAGCCAGAGAAAACCAAAGUUGCCGAAGGUGCGGUACCAAAGAAAAGCAAACUGCAGCCAAGUCAGCAGAAACUUCCAGAUAACAGCAAAUGUGAGUACAAGGCUACACCGAAAGAAAAGCAAUACAGCAGUCAAGAUGACAUACAGAUUGGAAAGCCUAAAGGGCUCUCAAAGUUUGCCUCGCCAGACGUUACAGAAACUCCAGCUUCAAGUGAAUUACUCGUGAACGAAAGGUUAACCAGUCAGGUUACUUCAAGAAGAACUUAUAAAAUCUCUCAACCGAAAGCUUCAGGUGACAAUUAUUUAUCACAUCUGGUUUCUAAAAUUGGCAAAGAGCCUGUGAAAGAUUUGAGAUCAAAUGAGAACACUGUUUUCAAGCAAGAAACUACAUCUUCUUCGAGCAGGAAGGAUACUGAGCAUCCUGUAGAACCAAACCGCGCCCCUCAAGCAGAAGAAGACGAGGAAGUUGGAUUAUUCUCAAAGCUUAUUUUCCAAUCAAAAGUUGAGCAGUCCAGCCCUGAACAAGCCGCCAGUAGAUUCCAGAGCUCCAAAAACAAAGACUAUUCACGUCAACAAAGCCGUAAAGAUGAAACGUUUGGCACUUCCGAGAAACCAGAUAUCUCUCAUGUUGUCAUGAGCGGAGCAUUCGGGCGUCAUGGAGUCUUUGUGCCAAAAGAUAAUCGAGCUGACCAAAAGACUAGAAAGCCUAGAAGUCAAUCGCAAAGCGAAGCAGAAAGCGUACUGUCCCGCAUAGUUUCCAAAGUGAAAGAAAACCUUGAACAAGGAUCAAUUCAAAAGAAGUCUCCUGCAUGGCAAAAAGUGAGAACUGCAAUUGAUAAGGGUAACUUCCGAAACAGCGCCGAAAGAGAAGCUGAAUAUCAUGAUCAGCAAUUUCCGAAGAAGUCUUAUAAAGCUGAAUGCCGUGCAAGAACUGUUGGCUGGAAAAAAGUAAGACGUGCUAUCGACCAAGGCAAAUUCCAAGAAUUCAUAAGAUCUGAGCAAAAUCGAGCAAUCAAAAUUGCAGAGUUCAUGGCAAGAAGAAGACAACCUAGCAGUACAUGCGUGGCUAGAUCUAUUGGAUGGAGAAAAGUACGAUGUGCCAUCGAUCAAGGAAAGUUCCGAAAAUACAUAAGAUCAGAGCAAACUCGAGCGAUCAAAAUUGCACAGUUUAUGGCAAGAAGAAGCCAUCGUCGACCAGUUUGCCAAGCACGGUCUGUUGGUUGGAAAAAAGUACGACGCGCUAUUGAUCAAGGGAAAUUUCGAGAAUACAUAAGAUGGGAACAGAUAAGACAAAGAAGAAUUGCAGAGUUCAUAGCAAAAAGAAGCUGUCGUCCACCCAUUUGCAAUGCGCGUUCUGUUGGAUGGAGAAAAGUACGACAUGCUAUUGAUCAAGGGAAAUUUCGAGAAUACAUAAGAUCGGAGGAGACUCGAAUGAUCAAAAUUGCAGAGUUUAUGGCAAGAAGAUGCCAUCGUCGACCAGUUUGCAAUGCACGUUCUGUCGGCUGGAGAAAAGUACGGCGUGCUAUUGACCAAGGGAAAUUCCGAGAAUACAUGCGUUCGGAACAGAUAAGACAAAGAAGAAUUGCAGAGUUCAUGUUUAGAAGAAGCCAUCGUAGAACUGUGUGCCGUGCAAGAUCUAUUGGAUGGAUAAAAGUACGGCGUGCCAUCAGCCAAGGCAAAUUCAGAGAAUACAUAAAAUCUGAACAAACUCAAGCGAUCAAAAUGGCAAAGUUCGUGGCAAGAAGAAGCAAUCGUCGACCAGUUUGCAAAGCGCGUUCUGUCGGGUGGAGAAAAGUACGACGUGCUAUUGACCAAGGCAAUUUCCGAGAAUACAUGAGAUCGGAACAUAUAAGACAAAGAAGAAUUGCAGAGUUCAUGUCAAAAAGAAGCCAACCUAGCAGUAAAUGCCUGGCUAGAUCUGUUGGAUGGAGAAAAGUACGACGUGCUAUUGAUCAUGGCAAAUUCCGAGAAUACAAAAGAUUGGAACAGAUAAGACAAAGAAGAAUUGCAGAGUUCACGUUUAAAAGAAGCCAUCGUAGACUUGUGUGCGGUGCACGAUCUGUUGGGUGGAUAAAAUUGCGUCGUGCCAUCAACCAAGGCAAAUUCAGAGAAUACAUAAGAUCGGAGGAAAUUCGAAUAAUCAAAAUGGCAGAGUUCAUGGCAAGGGGAAGCCAUCGUCGGCCAGUUUGCAAUGCACGUUCUGUCGGCUGGAGAAAAGUACGGCGUGCUAUUGACCAAGGGAAAUUCCGGGAAUACAUGAGAUCGGAACAGAUAAGACAAAGAAGAAUCGCAGAGUUCAUAGCAAAAAGAAGCUGUCGUCCACCCAUUUGCAAUGCGCGUUCUGUUGGAUGGAGAAAAGUACGACAUGCUAUUGAUCAAGGGAAAUUUCGAGAAUACAUAAGAUCGGAGGAGACUCGAAUGAUCAAAAUUGCAGAGUUUAUGGCAAGAAGAUGCCAUCGUCGACCAGUUUGCAAUGCACGUUCUGUCGGCUGGAGAAAAGUACGGUGUGCUAUUGACCAAGGGAAAUUCCGAGAAUACAUGCGUUCGGAACAGAUAAGACAAAGAAGAAUUGCAGAGUUCAUGUCAAAAAGAAGCCAACCUAGCAGUAAAUGCCUGGCUAGAUCUGUUGGAUGGAGAAAAGUACGACGUGCUAUUGAUCAGGGCAAAUUCCGAGAAUACAUAAGAUCGGAACAGAUAAGACAAAGAAGAAUUGCAGAGUUCACGUUUAAAAGAAGCCAUCGUAGACUUGUGUGCGGUGCACGAUCUGUUGGGUGGAUAAAAGUGCGUCGUGCCAUCAACCAAGGCAAAUUCAGAAAAUACAUAAGAUCGGAGGAAAUUCGAAUGAUCAAAAUGGCAGAGUUCAUGGCAAGGAGAAGCCAUCGUCGACCAGUUUGCAAUGCACGUUCUGUCGGCUGGAAAAAAGUACGUCGUGCUAUUGACCAAGGGAAAUUCAGGGAAUACAUGAGAUCGGAACAGAUAAGACAAAGAAGAAUCGCAGAGUUCGUGUUUAGAAGAAGCCAUCGUAGAACUGUGUGCCGUGCACGAUCUAUUGGAUGGAUAAAAGUGCGUCGUGCCAUCAACCAAGGCAAAUUCAGAGAAUACAUAAGAUCGGAGGAAAUUCGAAUGAUCAAAAUUGCAGAGUUUAUGGCAAGAAGAAGCCAUCGUCGACCAGUUUGCAAUGCACGUUCUGUCGGCUGGAGAAAAGUACGGCGUGCUAUUGACCAAGGGAAAUUCCGAGAAUACAUGCGUUCGGAACAGAUAAGACAAAGAAGAAUUGCAGAGUUUAUGUUUAGAGGAAUCCAUCGUAGAACUGUGUGCCGUGCAAGAUCUAUAGGGUGGAUAAAAGUACGGCGUGCCAUCAGCCAAGGCAAGUUCAGAAAAUACAUAAGAUCGGAGGAAAUUCGAAUGAUCAAAAUGGCAGAGUUCAUGGCAAGGAGAAGCCAUCGUCGACCAGUUUGCAAUGCACGUUCUGUCGGCUGGAAAAAAGUACGUCGUGCUAUUGACCAAGGGAAAUUCAGGGAAUACAUGAGAUCGGAACAGAUAAGACAGAGAAGAAUCGCAGAGUUCGUGUUUAGAAGAAGCCAUCGUAGAACUGUGUGCCGUGCACGAUCUAUUAGAUGGAUAAAAGUGCGUCGUGCCAUCAACCAAGGCAAAUUCAGAGAAUACAUAAGAUCGGAGGAAAUUCGAAUGAUCAAAAUUGCAGAGUUUAUGGCAAGAAGAAGCCAUCGUCGACCAGUUUGCAAUGCACGUUCUGUCGGCUGGAGAAAAGUACGGCGUGCUAUUGACCAAGGGAAAUUCCGAGAAUACAUGCGUUCGGAACAGAUGAGACAAAGAAGAAUUGCAGAGUUUAUGUUUAGAGGAAUCCAUCGUAGAACUGUGUGCCGUGCAAGAUCUAUAGGGUGGAUAAAAGUACGGCGUGCCAUCAGCCAAGGCAAGUUCAGAGAAUACAUAAGAUCGGAGGAAAUUCGAAUGAUCAAAAUGGCAGAGUUCAUGGCAAGGAGAAGCCAUCGUCGACCAGUUUGCAAUGCACGUUCUGUCGGCUGGAAAAAAAUACGUCGUGCUAUUGACUAUGGAAAAUUCCGAGAAUACAUGAGAUCGGAACAGAUAAGACAAAGAAGAAUUGCAGAGUUCAUGUUUAGAAGAAGCCAUCGUAGAACUGUGUGCCGUGCAAGAUCUAUUGGGUGGAUAAAAGUACGGCGUGCCAUCAGCCAAGGCAAAUUCAGAGAAUACAUAAGAUGGGAGGAAAUUCGAAUGAUCAAAAUUGCAGAGUUUAUGGCAAGAAGAAGCCAUCGUCGACAAUUUUGCAAUGCACGUUCUGUCGGCUGGAUAAAAGUACGGCGUGCUAUUGACCAUGGAAAAUUCCGAGAAUACAUGAGAUCGGAACAGAUAAGACAAAGAAGAAUUGCAGAGUUCAUGUUUAGAAGAAGCCAUCGUAGAACUGGGUGCCGUGCAAGAUCUAUUGGGUGGAUAAAAGUACGGCGUGCCAUCAGCCAAGGCAAGUUCAGAGAAUACAUAAGAUGGGAAGAAAUUCGAAUGAUUAAAAUUGCAGAGUUUAUGGCAAGAAGAAGCCAUCGUCGACCAGUUUGCAAUGCACGUUCUGUCGGCUGGAGAAAAGUACGGCGUGCUAUUGACCAAGGGAAAUUCCGAGAAUACAUGCGUUCGGAACAGAUAAGACAAAGAAGAAUUGCAGAGUUCAUGUUUAGAAGAAGCCAUCGUAGAACUGUGUGCCGUGCAAGAGCCAUUGGGUGGAUAAAAGUGCGUCGUGCCAUCAACCAAGGCAAAUUCAGAGAAUACAUAAAAUCUAAACAAACUCGAGCAAUAAAAAUUGCAGAGUUCAUGGCGAAAGGAAGCCAUCGUAGAACUGUGUGCCGUGCAAGAUCUAUCGGGUGGAUAAAAGUACGGCGUGCCAUCAUCCAAGGCAAAUUCCGAGAAUACAUACAAUCUGAACAAACUCGAGCGAUCAAAAUUGCAAAGUUCACGGCAAAAGGAAGCCAUCGUCGUCCUGUUUGCAAAGCGGUUUCUGUUGGCUGGAGAAACGUGCGCCGUGCUAUUGAUCAAGGGAAAUUUCGGGAGUACAUUCCAUUGGAGCAAAUUCAAUCAAAGAAGAUUGCGGAGUUCAUGACAAGAAGAAGCCAACGUAGCAUCGCAUGCCGUGCUAGAUCUGUUGGAUGGAGAAAAGUAAGACGUGCGAUCGAUCAAGGCAAAUUCCGAGAAUACAUAAGAUCGGAGGAAAUUCGAAUGAUCAAAAUUGCAGAGUUCAUCGCAAGAAGAAUCCAUCUUAGACCUGUUUCUAAAGCGCGUUCAGUUGGGUGGAGAAAAGUGCGGCGUGCUAUUGACCAAGGCAAAUUCCGAGAAUACAUCAGAUCAGAGCAAAUAAGUGCACUGAGGACUGCAGAAUGUAUGGCAAGAAUAGGCAAUCGUCGACCUGUUUCCCAAGCACGUUCUGUUGGGUGGAGAAAAGUACGACGUGCCAUCAACCAUGGCAAAUUCCGAGAGUACUCGAGGGCAGUAAAAGCUGCAAAUCUCAUGAGGAAUGGAAAGGAUUGGAAUACAGUUUGUAGAUCACGGUCUGCUGGUUGGAGAAAAGUGCACCGAGCUAUUGUCAAAGGGAUGUUCAGGGAGUACAAUAGAAAAGAGAAGCUACGAACGGCAAAAAUCUCUGAGUUUAUAGCAAAGAAAAGCUACAAAGUGCGAUCGGUCGGAUGGAAGAAGGUCCGUCGAGCUAUUGAUGAGGGGAAGUUCAAGAAGUAUUCCAGGAGCCAAGACUCGGCAGUUAAAGCAGCAGAAGCAGGAGAAGAAGCAGAAAAUGGUAUGUUCUCACGUUUCUUGUCCAAAGUUAACGAAGCUCGAGAUGCACAACAGUCAUCAGGUUCCCAUGUCUCAAAAUCGAAAAAAGCGGAGGAACCUUCUUUGUCUUCAAUGUUUGGACGUUUCAAGACUUCGUUCUUUAAUAGUUCCCCAGAUGAGAAACAAAAGACAGUGGCAAAGCCUGUGGCAAAACAAGAACGUAACAAGAACUCUCCAAGAGGAGAAAGAAAGAAGAAGAAACCUAUCAAAACGCAAACAACAUAUAAGACCUACGGUAGUUUUGGAACGUUUGAGAUUCGACAGGACGCCAUAGACGAGCUUGUAUCAACGACUGAAAAACUUGUAGACAAUAUUGACGAUAUGAACGCCAAAAAGACACGGCAUCAAAAGCAUCCGAAAGUCGGAUCUGGGAAACGGACCACAUUAAGGGCCUAUGUUGAGGAAAAUUCCACCCCCAGAAGACUAGAUAGAAGAUUGCCCGGUAAAGCGCGCUUUAUUUGGGCUGUUAAAAAAGUCAUCAUUGCCAGACGAAUAACGGACCAGAGAGAGCCAAGACAAAUAAGCUUUGCCCAACAACAGCGAGGAAAAGCGAGGUUUGUUUUGGCUGUCAAGGCUGUGAUGAGACUAAACAGAGCGAAGGUACUCACGGAAAAAUGGCAGGGACGUGGGAAAGAUCGAUUUACCAGGGCCGUUAAAACAGUAAUACGGCUGAAUAGGGCAAACAAACUUUGUCAGAAAAAGCAACGUGGGAAAGAACGAUUUAUCAGGGCUGUGAAGACAGUGAUACGGCUAAAUAGAGUGAACAUGCUUGGCCAGAAAAAGCAACAUGGAAAGGAACGAUUUAUCAUGGCCGUUAAAACAGUCAUACGGCUUAAUAGAGCAAAAAAACUUUGUCAGAAAAAGCAACGCGGAAAAGAACGAUUCAUCAAGGCGGUAAGGACAGUAAUACGGCUGAAUAGGGCGAAGAGGCUUUAUCAGAAAAAGCAGCACGGGAAAGAAAGAUUUGUCAAGGCGGUGAGGACAGUAAUACGACUGAACAGAGGAAGACAAAGGAUCCAAAAUAUACGCGGCAAAGCAAGGUUCAUCAAAGCUGUGCGAACUGUAAUCAGAAUCAACCGUGCAACAGAGCAAAAACUCAAGCAGCAGAAGAUCCUCAAUCAGCCUGGAAAGCGUCGAUUCAUUCGUGCAGUGAAAUCGGUCAUACAGUCAAACCGUGUUACAAGUAGAACUGACAAACGAGGGACCCAGCAGCGGAGAUUACAACGGGGCUUAGACAAAAAGCCUACAGUUAGGUGGUUAGACAAGUCCUCAAAAGGUGUGCCUCGAUGGAUGUUUGAGUCGCCUUUGGAAGGUUUAAGCGAGGAAGUUCUUAUUGCAAUAGCAAAAGAGGACGCCAAGAAGGCCCAGACAAUGAUAGAAAGGAGGGGACCUUAUCAGAAAGCCUUCGAGGCAAAACAGAAACGACUUCAACAGCGUGGCACAAUGAUGCCUCCUAAAACCACAAAGGACCCCCCUCGAUGGGUGACAGAAUCACCUCUUGAAGGACUUAGCGAGGAAGCGCUAUUCGCAGUAGUAGAGGAGGAUACGAAAAAAGCGUUUGCUAUUGUCGACCGAAAAGGUCCCUACCAGAGAGCUUUUGAGGCUAAGGAAGAGGAGCGCAAGCGGAUCGCCGAGAAGAGGAAACAAGUUCUGCAACAACUUAUUGCUGAGGAGAAGGCUGUCCAGGAGUCUCCGCCUGACGUCUGGUCUGUGCGAAUGGCGCGAAUACGUCAGAAGAUAAAGGAAACAGAGAUACAAGCGCCUGCUUCACAGAGAGGGAAAUUAGCGAAGCAGCCAAGCGUUAGUCUGGGUGAGAUAGGCACUGGCAAAGCAACGUUUCAAUUGGCUGCAAAAGCUGUCAUUAGUAGUGAGCAAGCUACGAAAAGGCAGCAAAUACAACCGAGAAAGGUAGCAGAAGUAGUACAGGUGGUGAGGUCGGAGGUAAAACCAUCUGAGACACAUGUGCCUGAAAUAGAACAACAAGCCCCAAGACAGAAGACAUCUACUCUCUCGGCAAGUGUGGUAACUCAAGUGCCUCCAGGGAGUAUGAAACCUAAGGCAAAUGACGAAGAAAAAAGUCAGAAACAGUUAAGAGCUAAAGAAUUGCCUGACACAGAGCGAAGCGACAAGGAAGAGCACUCUACAGCAGCGCAUUCAAGGCAAGCCCCGGCGCUUCCAGCACGCCAGGAUUCCGAACCUGAUAUUUGGUCAGCCAGGAUGAACCGCAUUGGUCAACUCUCAAAAGUCUCUGGGAACAAGCAGAGAGCUAAGUCAUCAAGCUCUGCAAAAGGAAUAGAUGAACGUAGAACUAAAGAGGUUAGAGGAGCUGAGAAAGCAACGAACUCAAAUACUGUCGACUCAGCAAAAAGUGGAGGCCGAGAGGUUGGCAUGGAUGGUAAAGGACGAAAAACAGAGAACAUGAAAUCGGGGCCAAAGGAAGAGAAGCACUCAAAACCCGAAAAAAAGAUAGAAUCAAGUCCAGCUGUUGCAGAUAAACGUGAAUCUCGGAAGGAACAGGAACAAGACAUCACGGCAAAUGAGCCAAGAACAGUUAGUCAAAGUUCACUGGAACAGACUAAGACAUCUACCCUGCCUUCGAAUACUGCAAAAAGGGGGUCGACAGAAGAAACGAAAGAUCGAGGGGCAGAGAGAAGUGCGGCUGGUACAUCGCCACACAGUAAGGAGGAGACGUCUGAAACUGUUGCUUCUUUCAUCAAAUGGGGAAAGUCGUGGUUUUCUUGAUAUUAUGGGACCAGACUUUCAAGCGAUUUUUUGACUGAAAUAUUUCUGAGAGGACAGGAUAAAAACACUUUUUGGAUAAGCUGCUUAGUCCAUCUGAUCUGGACUAUAACAUUUAACCCAAGAUCGGGAGUGAACACAAGCCAUAUGGACACAAGCUAAGUGAACACAAGCUGAGUGAAUACAAGAUGAAUGAACACAAGCUAAGUGAACACAAGCUGAAUAAACACAGACUAAGUGAACACAAGCUGAAUGAACACAAAAUAAGUAAAUACAAGCUAAGUGAACGCAAGCUUAAUGAACGAAAUGGAACUGGCUUCAAAGGUCUUGGGUGGGAUAACUACAUAUUAGCCCUUCUCGUGCUCACUCUUUAUUGUACUUGUUAUGAAUGUGCUAGCCAGUGAUAUCAUUUAAGAAGGAGCUUUUUACUUGCAUAUAACAUAAAUGGCACACUUAAGGGGUAAAAAAGUUGGUAAGAUGUAUUAGUAUUUUAUUAUCUUGCUUGUAGUUAUUAUUGGCAAGCAUUUUGUGUAUAUCGCAGUAACUAUACCCGGUUCAAAAUUGAGGAGCACUUAAUACUGGCUUCAACGAGGGGUUUGUAUAUAUGCAUCAAUAUAAACCUAAUAUUUCUCUAAUACCUAUAACUUUGGCAGAUAGAGUCUCAAGUAUAAGUAACUGAGGCAAAGUUAGAGACAUGCAAGUUAUUCAAAAUCUAAAUAAGAUUAAGAAAAUUAUUAUUAUCAUAGUGCUAUGGCUUCUUGCUUGUUCUUGUAUUGACUCCAACGAUAACAGACAAGAAGCCAUUGGAUGGAUUUAUUCACCAGACUGACUUGUAACUUUGUAAAAUAAAAACAGAUUAAGCCGA
This is a messenger RNA of Nematostella vectensis (starlet sea anemone), 21821 nucleotides long. Its product is annotated as microtubule-associated protein futsch. Gene Ontology annotation, cellular component: cytoskeleton. The record is from RefSeq and is a predicted model, not a curated record. The transcript has 22 exons. NCBI's taxonomy places the organism in Eukaryota, Metazoa, Cnidaria, Anthozoa, Actiniaria, Edwardsiidae. The coding region runs from base 653 to 20959 and encodes 6768 amino acids. Gene Ontology annotation, molecular function: protein binding.